AUGUUUGCUACGUAGCGGAAGAGGCGGGGCUAACUUGAAGUAUGGCGGCGAUCAGCAACCCAGUAGCUGUGGAAAACUGAUAAAUAUUGCGAACACAAUUUCCGGACGGACGGGAUGAAGGUGAAGAUCAAGAAAUGGAACGGAGUGGCAUCCUGGUUGUGGGUGGCUAAUGACGAGAACUGUGGGAUCUGCAGAUUGGCCUUCAAUGGUUGCUGUCCUGACUGUAAAGUACCCGGAGAUGACUGCCCACUGGUCUGGGGUCAGUGUUCCCACUGUUUCCACAUGCACUGCAUCUUGAAGUGGCUCAACUCCCAGCAGGUCCAGCAGCAGUGUCCUAUGUGCAGACAAGAGUGGAAGUUUAAAGAGUGAACAUGUGGAUUUGUGCCAUGAUUGUACAUGCGAAAAAUGAAGCUGAAAUUGUAUGUACAGUUUAUUUGAAAAAAAAAAAACCUGAAAAGUUUGUGAAAUCCAACCUGUUUGCUGAAUGCUAGAAUCGAACCCGGGUCUUCUGUGUGGCCUCUGUUCCACCGUGCAGUCCGGUAACUGAGUCAUAUUAGUGUUAUAUAUUAUAAGGGUCAAAUGGGUCGGGAGGUUGUGGUUCAUGGGGUGGGAACAUGCGUAAUAAAUAUUUUAUACUUCCACCUACUCAUUUUUUUUAAUUCAUGCAGAAUCAGAACUGGUUUAGACGGGUUCAGACUGUUUCAAACCGGUUCUGAUUAGUUUUGACCAGUUCAAACAGGUUUACAUUUUCCACCAUGGCUCUGCCUCCUGAUAUUGAGGAUGUGUGAUGAGAAAUGAUGCUGAAAUGUGAGCAAUUGUAUGUACAGUUUAUUUGUAAAAGUACAAAAAUAAAUCAUAAAAACAAAA
Molecule: messenger RNA, 867 nt
Organism: Doryrhamphus excisus (bluestripe pipefish)
Lineage: Eukaryota; Metazoa; Chordata; Actinopteri; Syngnathiformes; Syngnathidae
Gene: anapc11
Product: APC11 anaphase promoting complex subunit 11 homolog (yeast)
Biological process (GO): anaphase-promoting complex-dependent catabolic process
Cellular component (GO): anaphase-promoting complex
Molecular function (GO): ubiquitin protein ligase activity; zinc ion binding; cullin family protein binding
Source: RefSeq, a predicted model, not a curated record